Molecule: messenger RNA, 2662 nt
Organism: Eutrema salsugineum
Lineage: Eukaryota; Viridiplantae; Streptophyta; Magnoliopsida; Brassicales; Brassicaceae
Product: subtilisin-like protease SBT1.7
Exons: 1
Coding region: 88-2364 (758 amino acids)
Biological process (GO): proteolysis
Molecular function (GO): serine-type endopeptidase activity
Source: RefSeq, a predicted model, not a curated record
CCUUCUCUCAACUGUAUUUAAACCCUCUCUCAUCUCCUCCUUUCUUCUUCGACUCAGAGAGAGAGACCACAAAAUUAUAACACAGAUAUGACUUGUUCGUUUCUCUCCUCCACUGCUUUCUUCUUUCUCGUUCUUCUUUAUCUGGGUUUCUUCCACGUGUCAGAUGGAGCUCAACAAGGAACUUACAUCGUUCACAUGGAGAAAUCUGAGAUGCCGUCGAGCUUCGACCUCCACUCACUCUGGUACGAUUCCUCUCUCAGAUCCGUCUCAGAAUCCGCUGAGCUUCUCUACACUUACACCAACGCGAUUCACGGAUUCUCCACUCGGCUUACUCCAGAAGAAGCCGACUCGCUCAUGACUCAACCGGGUGUCAUCUCGGUUCUACCGGAGCACCGGUACGAGCUACACACCACUCGGACUCCACUCUUCCUCGGCCUCGACAUACACAACGCAGAUCUAUUCCCCGAAACAGGCGCCUCAAGCGACGUCGUCGUCGGAGUUCUCGACACCGGAGUCUGGCCUGAGAGCAAAAGCUUCUCCGACGAAGGAUUCGGUCCGAUUCCGUCUACCUGGAAAGGCGGCUGCGAGGUCGGGACUAAUUUCACCGCGUCGCUCUGCAACCGUAAACUAAUCGGAGCAAGAUUCUUCGCUCGAGGUUACGAAGCAACGAUGGGACCUGUGGACGAAUCCAAAGAAUCGAGAUCUCCUAGAGACGACGACGGUCACGGAACUCACACGUCAUCAACAGCAGCUGGAUCGGUAGUGGAAGGAGCUAGUCUUUUAGGCUUCGCUAAUGGCACUGCUCGUGGGAUGGCUCCACGCGCUCGCGUAGCUGUCUACAAAGUUUGUUGGCAAGGCGGUUGCUUCAGCUCAGAUAUUCUCGCGGCGAUCGAUAAAGCCAUCGACGAUAACGUCAACGUUCUCUCGAUGUCUCUCGGCGGUGGAAUGUCGGAUUAUUAUAGAGACGGCGUCGCGAUUGGAUCAUUCGCCGCCAUGGAAAGAGGGAUUUUGGUUUCUUGCUCUGCUGGUAAUGCUGGUCCCAGCUCCUUCAGUUUAUCCAACGUAGCUCCCUGGAUUACUACGGUCGGUGCUGGUACUAUAGAUCGUGAUUUUCCGGCGCUUGCGAUUCUCGGCAACGGGAAGAACUAUUCGGGAGUUUCGUUGUUUAAAGGAGAUGCUCUUCCUGCUAAACUGUUGCCGUUUGUUUACGCCGGGAAUGCUAGUAACGCUACUAAUGGGAAUCUUUGUAUGACCGGAACUCUGAUUCCAGAGAAAGUCAAGGGCAAAAUCGUCAUGUGCGACAGAGGAGUGAAUGCUAGGGUUCAGAAAGGUGAUGUGGUGAAAGCGGCUGGUGGGCUCGGAAUGAUUCUGGCGAAUACCGCGGCCAACGGAGAAGAGCUUGUGGCGGAUGCUCAUUUGUUACCCGCCACCACCGUGGGAGAGAAAGCCGGUGACAUUAUCCGGCACUACGUCUUGACCGAUCCGAAUCCCACCGCUACGAUUUUGAUCCAAGGGACUGUCGUCAACGUCCAGCCUUCUCCGGUGGUUGCAGCGUUUAGCUCCCGGGGGCCUAAUUCGAUUACGCCAAACAUACUCAAACCGGAUUUGAUUGCGCCGGGAGUCAAUAUCCUCGCCGGUUGGACCGGAGCUGAAGGACCUACCGGACUCGCUUCCGAUUCUCGCCGCGUGGAAUUCAACAUCAUCUCAGGGACGUCAAUGUCUUGCCCUCACGUGAGCGGUUUAGCGGCUCUUAUCAAGUCGGUGCAUCCGGAAUGGAGCCCGGCGGCGAUUAGAUCGGCUCUCAUGACCACCGCUUACAAAACCUACAAAGACGGGAAACCGAUCCUCGACAUCGCCACGGGGAAACCUUCAACGCCGUUCGAUCACGGUGCAGGACACGUGUCCCCGACAACCGCCAUCAAUCCAGGACUCAUCUACGAUCUGACGACGGCGGAUUACUUAGGUUUUCUCUGCGCGUUGAACUACACAUCGUCGCAGAUUAGAAGCGUGUCGAGACGCAAUUACACUUGCGAUCCGAGCAAAUCGUACUCCAUCGCUGAUCUGAACUAUCCGUCGUUUGCCCUUAACGUCGACGGAGCCGGCGCGUACAAGUACACGCGCACUGUUACGAGCGUGGGAGGAGCUGGGACCUACUCGGUUAAAAUAACUUCGGAGACGACAGCAGUCAAGAUUUCGGUUCAACCGGCGGUUUUGAAUUUCAAGGAAGCUAACGAGAAAAAAUCGUAUACGGUGACGUUUACCGUAGAUUCGUCUAAGGCGUCUGGAUCUAACAGCUUUGGGAGCAUCGAAUGGUCAGAUGGGAAACACGUGGUAGCAAGUCCCGUGGCCAUUAGUUGGACAUAGUGGGAUUUGGUGAAUUACGAGAAAUUCAAAGGGCUCUUAUGAAAAGAAGGUGUCACAGAUAUUUUGUAAUGCCGUUUUAAUAUAAGACCUCUGUUUAGCAAAAACGGCAUGCAUUCUAUUGAUGGCUUAUCUAUAUAGUUUGUUCUUGGAAAUCAGCGCUGUUUUUUUCUUUUCUAAUUUUAAAAAGAAAUAUUCCCCGGUCACAACUUACAGUCACAACAAUGGCUGGGUUUCUAGGUGUUUCUCUUUUCAUGUAACUUGAAUAUUUAAUGAAUAGCAAAAAAAAAAAAAUUAUAUA